UAGCGGAAGAUGCGCGCUAUUAAAAAUAAAGCUUGGGCGGUGGUCACCAAGCACAAAACAACAGGUGUUGGUAAUCUGAAAAAAUGAUUUCACUUGCUCUGAAGUGGUCCAUCUGGGCAAUUGUCUUCACUUAUGCGGCAGCUCAAUACAGUUCACAAGAAGAAGAAGGUUUGGUCAAGUGGUGCACCGUGGGACAAGCAGAGCAGUACAAAUGCCUUAAUUUCUCCAAAGCUGUUGAAAGAGACAUGACUGCAAAAAAAUUUAGAAAUGAUGGACUUCACGUAGAAUGUGUUCGGGCCUUUAACAAGGACGAAUGCAUGGGUCUGUUGGAUGAAGGCAAAGUCCACCUGACAAGUUUAGAUGCUGGCGAAGUAUUCAUUGGCGGGCGAUACCACAGUUUGAUUCCCAUCAUGCAAGAGCGUCUAGAAAAUGACGCAUUGAAUUACUACGCUGUGGCUGCUAUAAAAAGAGGGUCGCUUCCUGAGGUGCGCUCUCUGCGAGACCUGCGUAACAAGAAGGCAUGUUUUGCUGGAGUUGGUACACAGGCUGGAUGGGUCAUCCCAAUCGACAAUAUGAUGAAACGUGGGGGUUUGGAAGUGGUUGACUGCAACAACCACGUGAAAUCUGCCAUAGCAUACUUUGGGCCCAGUUGUGCUGUCAACUCUUUGACCGAUAAAUACAACCCGAUCGGCGACAAUUCUGAUAAACUGUGCCAACUUUGUAUUGGAGAAGUGCCAGGCGGAAGAUGCACAAGUGCUGAUCCAUAUGCCGGCUUCGAAGGCGCUUUCCGUUGCUUGGUCGAGGCAGGAGAUAUUGCUUUUCUAAAGCACACUACAAUCCAGGAAAUGAUUACUGGCAACACCCUUUCUUCCACUCGAAAGGACCAAUUUGAGUUGCUGUGUCUUGAUGGAAAGAGAGCUUCGGUUGAUGAAUAUCAAAACUGCAACUGGGGCCAGGUCCCGGCUCAUGCAAUUGUUACUUCGUCUGGACAAUCAUUUGACAGGAGGAAAACCUUCCAGAAAUUUUUAAAGAAAGCAGUUGAGUUGUAUGGAGGCAGUGCUCCAUUAAAUCCUUCUUCAUACAACCAAUCAAGAAGUGACUACACAACGGAGAGGCAGCAGUAUGACCGCUUUGGAAAUCCCAUCAGAGAUCAGGACUUGUUCAAUCGGAACUCAAAUAACCAAGACCUUUUCAACAACGAAGAUCGGCAGUUUGGUCGCUCUGGCCGGCCAAACUCCAGAAGCAAGAGACAAUUUGGAAAUAGCCGUUUUGAUCGACCUUCCUAUGAACAAAAUGUUACUGAGGGUAAUUUAAACCGGGAUGAUGAUUUCAGACUGUUUGUUUCCUCGCCUAAGUAUGGGAACCAACACAACCUCCUACUGCAGGAUACUGCGCGAGACUUGAUGGCGAUAGAAGAGCAAAAGCAAACCUUCUCAGGCUAUCUAGGCAAAGCUCUUGAACCAAUUUUGUCGGUCCGCAAGUGUCCAGUCUCCAGAAUGACUCUCUGCGUAACCUCUGAACCAGAAAUGGAGAAAUGCGUCAGAAUGAGGACCGCUCUGAAAGCUCAACUGCUGAAACCAGACAUGUCAUGCUACAAGGCCCACAGUCACGUUCAUUGCUUGCAAGCCAUCAAGACGGGAGAUGCCGAUGUAGCAGUUCUUGACGCCAGCGAUGUUUACACAGGAGGCCUCAGUUACGACCACAUCCCUAUUAUAGCUGAGGUUUAUAAUCUUGGAAAACCUGAGUACUAUGUAGUAGCAGUCGCCAGAGAAAAUGACCACACCACUGAACUGACAUACCUCAGAGGAAAGUACACCUGCCACUCUGGAAUUAACACUGCUUCUGGAUGGGUAAUACCAUUGGCAUAUCUCAUUUCCAACGGCUGGAUCAGGAGCUACGGCUGCGAUAGCAUUAGAGCUGCAGCCGAGUAUUUCACCAAAUCAUGCGUGCCUGGCGCCCUGAGUGCAGAGUACAACAGAGGAGUUCCAUACGACAAUCUUUGCGAUCUGUGCCAUGGAUCAAGUUUCCGAUACUGCCGACGAGACGCCUCUGAGGACUUCUAUGGCCACACUGGAGCAUUCCGCUGUCUGGUUGAAGGUGGAGGUGAUGUUGCUUUUGUAAAACACACAACUGUCAUGGAAAAUACUGAUGGCAAGCGGAGGGAAUGGUGGGCCAGAAAUACUCUUACUGAUGAUUACGAGCUACUCUGCCCAGACGGAACCAGGGCUUCUCUGAAAGACUACAAGUGGUGCAGCCUGGGCAAGGCCAAAGCCAACGCAAUCAUCACUAGAGGAGGAUCGUAUUACAACGAAAGUGAAAUUGAGGCCUACACUAAUCUAUUUAUCUAUGCUCAACAAUUUUAUGGAAGAAAGUACCAGGACGAGUUCAGCUUCAGUAUGUUCUACUCUCCACCCCCAUAUUCCGAUCUGAUUUUCCAAGAUGCAACUCAGCAACUGUACAUUCUGCCUAAAGAAGAGCGGAAUUACAGGGCUUACCUCGGCAGGGACUUUAUGAGAGCCCGAGCCAUUGUUGACUGCCAAGCUGGAGCAGCUAGUUUAACGGAGUCUGUAGCUAUGAUCUUUAUGUCAAUAUUUGCUGUCUUGCUAGGCAGGAGGCAGUUUUUGCAUUGAACCAUUCAAGUUGUGCAUUAUUAUGAAUUACUUAUUAAUGCUGAUUAAAUACAUUUUAAGACAAAUCAAAUAAGCGAAACCGUCCGUGCUGCUGAGCACAAAAGGAAACGAUCCGUCCAUAUUGUAAAUGAAUUGUGAAAAUCUUAUAUUGAUAUGCUUGUUAGCAUGAGUGACAGUUAAAUCGAGAGUGAUGUUAUAUCUUUCCAAAAUGAAAGUCAUAUUUUGAAGGUGUAUUCCAUAAUGUUUUACUUUCUAUAAUUAUAACUGAAGUUGACGCAAAUGUAUGUUUUUUUUAUAAAUAUACUUUUGAAUUUACUUUUUAA
Molecule: messenger RNA, 2953 nt
Organism: Cloeon dipterum
Lineage: Eukaryota; Metazoa; Arthropoda; Insecta; Ephemeroptera; Baetidae
Gene: Tsf2
Product: transferrin 2
Exons: 13
Coding region: 84-2630 (848 amino acids)
Biological process (GO): iron ion transport
Cellular component (GO): plasma membrane; recycling endosome; extracellular region
Source: RefSeq, a predicted model, not a curated record